Molecule: messenger RNA, 1827 nt
Organism: Penaeus vannamei (Pacific white shrimp)
Lineage: Eukaryota; Metazoa; Arthropoda; Malacostraca; Decapoda; Penaeidae
Source: RefSeq, a predicted model, not a curated record
AUGACUCUGACAACCCAUACUUUGGCUGCCGUCCUUGAAGCUUCCGAGAAACCUUUGUGCUCUGCGCAGUUUUUGACGGAUGGUUCUCUAUCUUCUUACUCAUUGUUCCAGUUGAAGCAUCGGCUACCUGCUCCUCGGGGUGUGGGCGUUUUUGAAGUGACUCGAAGCGACCUCGAGGACAACACGACAGAAGCAAAAGCCUCCUCAGUUAUUGCCGAAGCAAGGAAAAUGCGUGAAUUGUCGUGGUGCGUGAACGUGGUCGUCCUGAGCGACGACCCCGCCUUCCUGGCCUCCUUCGCCGAGUCGUCGCUCCGGGGCCGCCUCCUGGUGUGGGCCACGAGGCUCCUGGUCGUCACCCGCCUGCCCCUUCAGGAGCUCCGCCGGCUCCUCGCCUCCUCCUGGACCUUCUCCAUGAUGAACGCCAUGGUCAUCAACCUGGAGGAGAGGUCAGGGCAGUUCAGAUAUCGAAUCUACACUCACCAGCCAUACAAUACACCUGAAGGAAAGCUGGUACACUUAGCUACCUGGGCUCCUGAAUACGGUCUCUACGUCAAAAGCGGACAGAGACUCUUCCCGGAAAAGUUUGAAAACUUCCGCGGCGCCGAGGUGGGCGUGACAGCCUUGCCAUUCCAACCGUACUGGAUCGAGGAGGAGACGACUGGGCAAGACGGGGCCCUCCGUAAGACGUACACUGGCUCCGACGGCCUCCUGUUGAGAACGAUCGCCGAAGGUCUCAACUUUACGUUCACUCCUCUUCCGGUCUCUACUUGGGGAGAAGUGACGCAGCGGGUCGUCGAGAGGAGAGCCCUUAUGGCGGUCGUCCAUCACGUCCUCCUGCCACAGCGCAAGGAACGGUACGACUACACCUACACCUACGAGCAAAUUCUGUUCGACUUUUGUAUGGCCAGGCCCUCGCUCACGCCUCAGUGGCAGAGUCUUUACUACCCGCUGGCUGACGCCGUGUGGGCCUGCAUCUUGGCCGCUGUCCUCUUCAUGGCUGUUGUCUUGUAUAUGGCAAGAAAAAACAAGAAAUUCAGUCCCUGGAACGUGACGGAAAUCACCCUGGGCUCUCUGCUGGGGCAGUCCGUCCCGCUGGACAGGGACACCAACGGGUUCCGCGUCUCAGUGGCUUCUUGGCUCGUCUUCGCCUUCGUCGUAGGCACGGCUUAUCGGGGCAACCUCACCGCCGCCCUCACGCUGCCCAAGUACCCUGACAGACCGGAAACCAUCGAGCAGCUCGUUAAGGCGGUGGACAGCGUGACGAUGCCGAGUUACGGGACCGAAUUCCAGGCCUUUUUCCUGAGGUCGAAUUCCGAGGUGUUCCGCACCCUCGGAGGCCUCAUGGAGAUCGUGCCCUCGGCCAUGGACGGCCUCAACGGCGUCGCCACCAAGAGGCAAUCCUUCAUGGACGGGCGGCGCUAUUUGGAGCACAUGAUCGCCGAGCACUUCACGGACGCGCGCGGGGAAGCCCAGCUGUACGUGGGGCGGCAGAGCGUCCUCCCGGGGCUGGCGGGCUGGCCGGUCCCCCACGACGCGCCCUACAAGCCGCAGCUCGACCGCCUCAUGAUGAGGAUUCUGGAGGCCGGCCUAUACGAGAAGUGGAGCGAGGACAUGCUAAGGCGAGCGAGAGCAGAGGCCCGACGCCGUCAGAAGAGGAAGCUGCAGGAACUGAGGCUGGACGAGGAGGACGUCGAGGCCGAGGAGUCGACCCGCAAGACUAAGCCUCUUACGGUCGUCCACUUGCAAGGUCCUCUUAUCCUCUUGCUUCUCGGCCUGCUGCUGGGGGGCGCGGUGUUCGUCCUGGAGGCCUUCGUGAGCAGGUUAUAG